Aureobasidium uvarum is the source of this 1770-nucleotide messenger RNA. NCBI's taxonomy places the organism in Eukaryota, Fungi, Ascomycota, Dothideomycetes, Dothideales, Saccotheciaceae. The record is from the annotation of a GenBank genome assembly.
AUGGAAAAGUUCCUGCGCGAUUGGCGGCAGGAUGCUCUCAACAAACACCAGUACGAGUCUGCCAUUUUCGUCGGCGACAAGCUGCUCGCCUUGACCAACAAUGACAAAGACGCCUUCUGGCUGGCUCAAGUCCAUUUCUCGACGGCGAAUUACACGCGCGCACUUGGCUUUCUCUCGCGACAAGAUCUGAUUGCUCGCAAUCCGUCAUGCAAAUACCUCGCUGCCCAUUGCUACGUCAAGCAGAGCCGAUACGACGAAGCAUUGCACAUCCUCGGCGACAAGAAUCCCGUCCAUCUCAUCACCUCCUCCGAUCGAUCGCGCCGGAAAUUGCAACACCUGGACCCACGCAAUGCGCUUGGGAAGAUGGCCAAACUGCCUCAGUUGCGGUCAGAUCGAGCAGAUCGCAGUGAAGAAAGAGACAAGGAAGAUAUGAGCAACAUCCGCUUCGAGGCUGCCAUGUGCUACUUGCGCGGUCUCUGCUAUGCAAAACAAAACGCUUUUGAUCGCGCCAAAGAUUGCUACAAAGAUGCCGUGCGGAUUGAUGUACUGUGCUUCGAGGCUUUUGAUCAGCUCAUGAAGAACUCGCUCAUGUCGCCAGCCGAGGAGUGGGAGUUCCUGGACUCGUUAGACUUUGACAAUAUCAGUGCUUCGGACACGCCUGCCUCGAGCAUGCAAGAAGCUGGAGAGUUUACAAAAAUGCUGUACAUGACGAGGUUGUCAAAGUACAGCAGACCCGACGACUUCAACGCUGCAGUCGAGACUCUGUCAACGCAUUACAACCUCUCCAGCAACUCUUCCAUCUUGUUAUCCAAGGCCGAGCUCCUCUUCACCAAUUGUCGCUUCCGAGAUGCGCUCGCCCUAACCACUCAAAUCCUCGAAACAGACCCUUACAAUUUUUCCGCUCUUCCUGUCCAUUUAGCCGCCCUCUUCGAACUCAAAGAAACAAAUGCCCUCUUCCUUCUCUCCCACGAUCUAGCAGACACACAUCCAGAAGAAGCAUGCACCUGGCUCGCAGUAGGCACCUACUACCUUAGCAUCUCGCGCAUCCCCGAGGCCCGUGGCUACUUCUCCAAAGCCUCGCUCAUGGACCCGCACUUUGGCCCCGCUUGGAUUGGUUUCGCACAUACUUUUGCCGCAGAGGGUGAACACGAUCAAGCCAUCUCUGCAUAUUCGACUGCCGCCCGCCUCUUCCAAGGCACACAUCUCCCCCAACUAUUCCUCGGCAUGCAAAACCUGUGUCUGGGAAACUUGAGCCUGGCCAGAGAGUACCUGGAGACUGCAUACACAAUGUGCGAAAACGACCCUCUGGUACUCCNNAACGAAAUGGGAGUCGCAUACUACCAAGACCAACGAUUCGACUCUGCAAUCCGCACCUUUGAACUCGCCAUCUCCAUUGCCGAAGAAGUUUCCGCAUCGUCGUCUUCAUCCGCAAGUCUAGAUAUAAAAACCAAUCUCGCACAUGCCUAUCGACGCAAUUCCCAAUACUCAGCUUCCCUAGAAACAUUUUCUGAAGUCUUGAGAUUGGGAGGUAAACACGCGGCUAUUUUCUGUGCUAAAGGGUUGGUACUUCUGGAGCUCGAAGAAUGGUUCGAGGCUACGGUUGUUUUGCACGAGGCCCUUGCGUUGAGUCCUCAAGAUCCUAUUGCUACUGAAUUGCUUUCUCGCGCUUUGGAAGGGCUUGAGGCAGAGACGAGGGUCCCGGAUGCAGAAGACGAGGAAAUGGACAGGAUAUUAGAAUCCAAACUCGCUAUUGUGGAGGAGAGGNAAUAG